Messenger RNA from Brassica oleracea var. oleracea, 708 nucleotides. Its product is annotated as rho GTPase-activating protein gacO. The record is from RefSeq and is a predicted model, not a curated record. Bases 55 to 663 code for a protein of 202 amino acids. The transcript has a single exon. NCBI's taxonomy places the organism in Eukaryota, Viridiplantae, Streptophyta, Magnoliopsida, Brassicales, Brassicaceae.
ACCUUCAAGAACUAAUCAGAGAAACGUUGGUUGUUUUUUAUUGUUUGUUUCUCGAUGGUUGAUGAUGAUGGUGGUGACGGCUCUUUCAAGAGACCCGGAGCUGUGCCGUUUAACUGGGAGAUCCGACCCGGUAUCCCCAAGACAGCGACAAAAGAUGAUGUUCCCACUCUCCUUCAACCUCCCAAGAAACUUCAUCCUCUCCGAUUACAACAACUCUCACCUCCGUCUUCUCCCAGACCACGCGCUGUCUCUCCCUUCGCUCCCCCUCCUCCGUAUGUCAAGCCCAAACCACCGUCUGCUUCGGGACCUCCGUCUCCCUAUUGGCGAAGUUCAUCAGCUCGAGGUAAACUCGAAUCCGGUUCUCCUUUGCGGCGGUGGCGUCUUCUCAAGUCAUUGAUCGGGCUGAAGAAGAGUAGUAAGAGCCGCGACGUGAAGAAGAACGGUGAUCAGGAUUCGAUGUCAUCACAAUCUGACGAGUUCUACGAGUCGGGGACGACCUUUUCGCAGUCGGAAGGUUCAAGCAGGGGUUCGGUGGGCACGAGCUGGAGCUCGCCGCAGUCGUCAUUGUCUUCUUCGUCUUCUUCUCUGAAACGUAACGAGUCAGAUCUAAGCUCGUCUGAGAAAAAAGUCAUGUUAAUGAUGGCUCGUGCGCACCUCGGUUAGACCAUGUAAUGUGUACAUUUUUGUCUUUCAUUCAAUAUGUUUUUU